Messenger RNA from Necator americanus (New World hookworm), 429 nucleotides. RefSeq lists its product as uncharacterized. The coding region runs from base 1 to 429 and encodes 142 amino acids. The transcript is spliced from 3 exons. Gene Ontology annotation, cellular component: cell surface. The record is from RefSeq and is a predicted model, not a curated record. NCBI's taxonomy places the organism in Eukaryota, Metazoa, Nematoda, Chromadorea, Rhabditida, Ancylostomatidae.
AUGUAUUUGCUGCCUGUGAUCUUAGUAGGAACAAUCUUGCUGCCGAACUCUUUCUGCUUGUUUGGAUUUGGCAGAAAACAAUCGGUGGCCGUACGAGGUCGUCUUCAAUGCAACGGAGUGCCAGCAUCAAAUGUGAAGGUGAAACUGUACGAUAAGGAGAUACUUUUCGAUAAAAAGCUGGGCCAGGGAAAAACGGAUUCAUCUGGAUAUUUCUAUUUAUCUGGAAGCAAAACGGAAAUCACUAACAUCGACCCUAAAGUGAAUAUUUACCACAAAUGUGGAUACAAAGGGCCCUGCUACAAGAAGUUUUCAAUCACAAUUCCGAAUAGUUACAUAACUCGAGGCAGCACACCAAAGUUCACCUUCGAUAUCGGUAGAAUCAAUCUUGCCGGAAAAUUCAAGGGACAAUCAAUAGACUGCAUAAAUUGA